This is a messenger RNA of Cyclospora cayetanensis, 957 nucleotides long. RefSeq names its product putative protein TPRXL. The transcript has 3 exons. The record is from RefSeq and is a predicted model, not a curated record. Bases 1 to 957 code for a protein of 318 amino acids. Lineage: Eukaryota; Apicomplexa; Conoidasida; Eucoccidiorida; Eimeriidae.
AUGAGCCCCCGCCGUCCUAAGAAGUCUCAGCGGCCUGAGGAACCCCCAGUGACGCCCACGCCACAGCCAACUCCUGUAGGAAGUCUUGAGGGGAAUCUCAGCAGCAGCUCCUCGAGCGGCAGCUCCCCCACGGCUACUGCCGCCGCGUUAGCCGCGUUGGCGGCAGACCCUUCUCCUCAGCUAGCCAUGUCCUCAAACGAGCCACAAGUACAGGCAGCACGCGAAACAGCUGCUGCCGAGCUCAAACCAGCAACCUCCGAGAAAAAGAAAGCCUCAUCAGUUGCCUUGGAAGAAGCAGCCGAGACUGCGAUGGCAUCCGCAACACAAGGGGAUGCAGCAAAGAGGCCUCCUGCAGAGGCUGACGACACCCCCAGGACCUUCAGCAGUGGCAAAGAACAGAGCGAUUCAAAAACACCCCCCAGCAGUCUCUCCUCGCCACAGAUGUCGCGGUCGUUUUCACGGGAGGCAUCUCAGCCCCAAUCGCCAAAGGCCGCCGAGCUUAAACCGAAGGUGCUCCUCCCCAUACAGAGCAGGGACCCUCAUGAGAGGCGCAUGUCUAGUGCAGACGAAGUCGAUACGGAUGCUCGAAUCCGGCUCCACACGCCGCAAGGCCCUGUGCCCAUUGGCAUCUGGGAUUUGACCCGGUUCAAGUACUGGCACUACGACCACUAUCAGGAGCUGAGAAGAGAGUGGCUUCUCCAAAGGAAAUCUCUGACUCCCGAGACGCGGCAGUUCGCCAUUCCUCACUCGGGGGUGGACUACUUUUAUCACAAGGCCCCCUUCUUGGCGCAUACUGGGCCCCUGAGCCUCACGUCAAUGACACCUCAGUGCAUCCUCCCAACAGGAGACCGGCUGACCGCAGACACAGAUAUCAGGCGGCUCGUUAAGGACAAACUCCGGGAAAACGCAACCGCCGACGCAAACCUUACCAAAUUAUGCGUCCUCAGCUGUCUUUAA